Messenger RNA from Hypanus sabinus (Atlantic stingray), 3323 nucleotides. RefSeq lists its product as uncharacterized. Bases 1782 to 2651 code for a protein of 289 amino acids. The record is from RefSeq and is a predicted model, not a curated record. NCBI's taxonomy places the organism in Eukaryota, Metazoa, Chordata, Chondrichthyes, Myliobatiformes, Dasyatidae. The transcript has 5 exons.
CUCAGCUCCUCCGGCUGUUUGCUGAUGGGUGUUUGUGCAAUCAAAGAUGAGGCGAUGAUAGUGCACAGUGAUCACAGUGUUGCUGUACUGAAGCAGUGAUCAGUGUCACAGUGGUUUGUCCAAUAACCGAAUGGUUGAAGGGAAGUCGCUGCUCUUGACCCUGGUGAUGUGGGACUUCCAGCACCUCCUGAAUGAUGGGAGCUGCGAGAAGAUUGCACGGCCUGAACGGUGGGGAUCUUUGAUGACGGAUGUUGCCUUCUCAAGGCAGCUCCUUCUGUAGAUACUCCCAAUGAUGGAACGGGAAUGUGUGUGUGAGUGGGAGAGACGUACAGAUCCUAUGUCCAGGUAGCAGGAGCGGAUCUGGUGUCAGAUCUGGAAGAAGGGACCGAGUGUAGUGUAUCUAGGUUUGCUGAUGAGGCUAAAUUGAGUGGAAAAACAAAUUGUGCCGAAGAUACGGAGAGUCUGCAGAGAGAUAUGGAUAGGUUAAGUGAGUGGGCAAGGGUCUUGCAGAUGGAAUACUAUGUUGGUAAAUGUGUAAAUGCUUGGGAAGGAAAAAUGGAAGAGCAGAUUAUUAUUUAAAUAUGGAAAAACUACAGCAUGGUACUGUGCACAGGGACUAGGGAGUGAUUGUGCAUGAAUCACAAAAGGUUGGUUUGCAGGUGCAGCAGGCUAUCAAGAAGGCAAAUGGGAUGUUGGCCUUCAUUGCUAGAGAGAUUGGAUUUAAGAGCAACGAGGCUAUGCUGCAACUGUAUAGGGUACUUGUGAGGCCGCACCUGGAGAACUGCAUGCAGUUCUGGUCUCCCAACUUGAGGAAGGAUGGACUGGCUUUGGAGGUGGUGCUCACCAGGCUGAUUCUAAUGAUGAGGGGAUUGGACUAUGAGGAGAGAUUGAUUCGCUUGGGAAGGUACUGACUGGAAUUCUGAAGAAUGAGAGGAGAUUUUAAAGAAAUAUAUAAAAUUUUGCAAUGGGUAGCUGAGAUCGGGGCAGAAAAGUUGUUUCCACUGAUAGGUGACAGUAGAACUAGGAGACAUAACCUGAAGAUUUGGGGAAGUCGAUUUGGUACGGAGAUGAGGAGGAACUGCUUUUCCCAGAGGGUGGUGAAUCUGUGGAAUUCUCUGCCCAUUGAAGCGGUGGAAACUCCCUCAGUAAAUAUAUUUAAGAUGAGGUUGGAUGGAUUUUUGCAUAGUUUGGGGGAUUAAGGGUUAUUGGGAAAAGGCAGGUAGGAGGAGAUGAGUUCAUGGCCAGAUCAGACAUGAUCUGAUUGAAUAGCGGAGCAGGCUGGCCGGGCCAGAGGGCCAACUCAAGCUCCUUCUCACGUUCCUACGUAACAAGACAGCUCCGCUAACUGUCCCAUCUUGGAAUUGCAGCGGCCUGACUUCUGUCCAGAGGCGGGAGUGCAGGAAAUAUCUCACGCCAGUCGGAUCGGCAGACUGGAGAAACGACAAGGAAGUGGAGCUGAGUUAAACCGCGGAGAGGCCAAGUUGAGUGGAGCGGUCCAGCCAAUCAUGGCACCCUCGUACUCGUUCCCGUUCCCUGGGCUCAGAACACGGUAGCGCUGAACUAACCCUCCCCUCCUCCUGUGCACAGCAUCAUCUCACCGCCCUGUGUGCUCAGCCGAGAGAGUGGGGAGCUUUUGAUCCGAAUCCCACUGGUCGGAGGGAGGAGGGAGGAGGGAGCAGCGAGCUGGUACUGGAGGGUCGGGAGAAGAACAGUCGCAAGAUGCAGAACCAGCUCCCUUCUGCUUCCAAACCCGGAGGCGAGUCGGGUUACAUUGUCUAUCCAUGGCCGCCUCUACUGUAAAGAUGAAGCCACAUUUCCGGUCGCAUCAGACCGAUGAACCGAGCCGUCGUCUCCGCAUCCAUGUCCGUCACGGAGAAACCCCGCGGCCGACGCCGGCUGGCAAUGGCGGCUGUGAGCGGACACACCCAACGAGCGGGUUUGCCCCCGUGCUUUCUCCACUUCACCCCUUCGCUGAACGUGCUCACGCAGUUUCCCAUCAGAUGGAGCCCGUCACUGCCAAGGGAAGGUCCAUCGCAGUCUGUGUGUGGUUGGUCAUGGUCGGAAUUGCUGCUGAUGUGGAGUGUUCUGGGCAGGGGACCAUGGCAACCCAGAUGUCGAACUCGCCACUGAUGAAUUCUAGGAAGCCAGUCUCCACCAGAAUGGGGGGAUGGGAUGGAAGGAAGAUGCUGAACUCCACGAAUGCGGCUGGGCGGUCAGUAGCUCAAGUGACGAUGGCAGUUGGUGUUCCUAUCGUUCUGGUUCUUGUUCUGUGGUGCUUGUGGGUCGGACGUUUGAAAACUCAAAUAUUGGCCUGGAUGGAGAUGCACAGUGAGAUCCCACUAUCAGCAGUGUUACUGCCUGCUCUGGCAGCACCCCAAAGACUCCAGAGGAAUCCAGCCCAGUCUGUGCAAUCUCUCCCCAGGACUAACACCCCACCCAGACAAAGUCCUGGUGAAUCUCCCCUUCACACAGGGGAUCCCUCCCUUGGGUCCACGGACCCCUUGGUUAAUGGUAUUGGUCCUCUGCAUAAAAUAAAGUUGAGAACCCCUGUCUUGUUGGUAAACACUUACUUGGGUUUGUCACAAUCAUUUCUCCCACAUUCACAUCACAUCAGUUGUUAUCACAUCAUGCCUGAAGUACCCUGUGGUUAACCACAAGUCACAGACUUCAAUUGGAAAAGCAUCCUCCCAGCACUCCCCUCUUUGUCUCCAAUCAUCUGCCAAUUAUCCAAUUCAACUUGGACACCAAGUGCCUUCUGGACUUGCUCUCCACCAACACCACCCCCUCCCCGCCCACAAACCAAUCAAAGACCUUCCCAAAGUGUUUCUGAGUAAAAUAUACGUCAUGGCCCUGGUCAACUUAUCCGAGUCACCACCUCAUUAAAUCUCAGGCAAAUUAGGGGGAGAGUGUGAUAGGAAAUGCUCUGUUACCAACUCUGUUAUAAGAAUUAACCCUAAUUAAUAAUAAUAAUAAUGACGAGUUGGGUACAGAAAAACAUGUAUUUCCUCACAAUUAACUUUAUUGGUUUGACUAACAAACACAUGGGUUGCUAACCCCAUUUCCAACCCUCCUGCUCUCGGGGCUGGGUUAGGGAUCAUCAUGGUAGAUGUGUUGGCUUUACGACAGUUAUUUAGUUUAUAAUAUUUUCGCUUAGUAAUUCAUUUGUUAGUAUUUUCUAGUUAGAAUUAGAAGUGUUUAAAGUAUAUUCAUUGCAUGUAAAAAAUAUCGGCAUGCGAUGACGUCACAUCCGGUUUCGCCACGUCUUGUGGGAAAAUACCGGUUUGAGAUCAACACGAGGGUGGGGGGCUCACCACGAGGCACAC